This is a messenger RNA of Gadus macrocephalus (Pacific cod), 2080 nucleotides long. RefSeq lists its product as uncharacterized. Lineage: Eukaryota; Metazoa; Chordata; Actinopteri; Gadiformes; Gadidae. The record is from RefSeq and is a predicted model, not a curated record.
AAGUGUGUUUUUUGUCAAGUAGUUAAAGUGUUUCCCCUUGAGGAUACUGUUGUUUUCCCAAGAAACUUUUUCCCGAGGAACUUUAACAAGUUGAGAUUGCCAUCAGCCAAAUCUUGAAAGGAAGGGAAUUUAAUGCAUUACCAACCGUUUCUCAAAUAAAUCAUUGUAUUUCAAUGGAAAAACAGUCAAAACAAAUCGAAUAACAUAUCAAAGCAUUUCAACAUAAACAUGCAUAAUGGAUUCACUACUGUAAUGUUCAUUUCACCAUUUCACACAAUAUUGUAACUAGCGAGCUAAAUAUAAACCAAUCUGGUGAUAUUCCACUGGAUGACGGACUGGUCGUUGAAGGUUGCAGACGGUUGACCAAUGUCAUGGGAAAACUUUCAAGAUAGCCUUUUAAUUUAUUGAGGAACUCGUCCGUUUGUGCCGAGUUUCCAGUCCUCCCUAAUGAGAUGGAACGCUCAAAACUACCCUGGACCACUUUGCUGCAAGAGAAGCACAAUUCACAGACGUCCAUCACCAUACUGAGAUAGAGGGGGGUAAAAUACAUAGAAGAUACAUCUCCUCACUGGUACGAAGGGAGUGAAAGUAUAGAAAAUAUCCAUCUCGGUACACAUACAGACGGAGUGAUAUGUAUAUCGGCCACAUCGGCGCAGUACAAUGUGAUCGCAGAUGUUAAACGUUUGAAGAAACAAUUCAAACUGUAUUGCUCAAUAGAUUUCCCAUGAAGAUAAGUCCAAGAAUAGCAGUAAGACAGCGGACAGACAUCUUUUGUGCGCCACUGUGAUGUGAGAAAACAUAUCCAUAGUGAAUAGAGAUGUAAUGCAACCGUAGGAAUAACAGUUAGCCACUAAGUGAAAGAGUAGUUUCACUUUGUCAACCCGUGAAGAGCAUGACCCCUGCCUCCUCUUCCAUCCACCAAAAGAGCCAAUAGUAUUCAUUUUGUGCACAUGUAUGUGUGCUCAUGUGGAUGUGCUUUUAUGUGUAUUUGUGUGUGCUCUUACAUACCUGCGUGCGUGUCUGUGUGUGUGUGUCUGCACCCGCGUGUGUGGUGUGUGUGUGUGUCUGCGCCUGUGUGUGUGUGUGGGCAUGUCUGUGUGUGUGUGUGUGUGUGUGUGUGUGUGUGUCUGCGCCUGUGUGUGUGUGGGCGUGUCUGUGUGUGGGCGUGUCUGUGUGUGUGUGUGUCUGCACCUGUGUCUGUGUGUGUGUCUGUGUGUGUGUGUGUCUGCACCUGUGUGUGUGUGUGUGUGUGUGUCUGCACCUGUGUGUGUGUGUGUGUGUGUGUGUGUGUGGUGUGUGUGGUGCGCCUGUGUGUGUGUGUGUGUGUGUGUGUGUGUGUGUGUGUGUGUGUGUGUGUGUCUGCACCUGUGUGUGUGUGUGUGUGUGUCUGCACCUGUGUGUGUGUGUGUGUGUGUCUGCACCUGUGUGUGUGUGUGUGUGUGUGUGUCUGCACCUGUGUGUGUGUGUGUGUGUGUGUGUGUGCGUGGUGUGUGUGUGUGUGUGUGUGUGUGUGUGUGUGUGUGUCUGCACCUGUGUGUGUGUGUGUGUCUGCACCUGUGUGUGUGUGCGUGUGUGUGUGUCGUGUGUGUGGUGUGUGUGUGUGUGUGUGUGUGUGUGUGUGCCUACGGGGUGACCCCCUUCCAGCUGCUGUUCGAGGCGCUCCACAGCCAGGAGCCGCGAGGGUACGUCGUGGGCUGGAUCAUCGCCAUCAGCCUACUGGUUGGGAUCCUCAUCUUCCUGUUGUUAGCGGUGCUGCUCUGGAAGAUGGGCUUCUUCCGACAGGCGCUACGGGAUAUCAUCGAGGCGGAGAGAACAGGAAGGACGAGCGACGAGAGCUGGGACUGGAUGGACAAGGGACCACUGAGAGGUGCAGAGAUUGGGGGUGGUGGGUGGUGGCGGGGGGGAGACAAAGUGAAGUGAGGCCGGGGUAGUGGCGUCACCGAACUGACCCUAUGUGGCACCACGUCUCCCCAUACCCCUCCCCCCCCCCCCCCCCCCCCCCCAGCCCAGACAAAGACCGUGGGGAUCACACACCCCUUUCAGUCUUCCAUAUGUGGAAGAGAGAACUCAAAUAUUCUCC